UCCUCCCACCCAUCUCAAGCCGUUUCCAAUAAAAACGCGCUACCUCCAUGUCCCCGCACCACACCACCUCCAUCUCCAUGGACACCUCCACCCUUGCCGCCGUCGCUUCCUUCGUCGCCUUCUCCACGAAGCCCCGCCUCCUCCCGCCACUCAACCCCUCUCGCACCCUUCCACGCACCCGCGGCUCCCUUGCCGUCUGUUGCUCUCACUCCCACGCCUCUCCUCCGCCCUCGCCCCUCCCGUGCACUGCGUCCGAUGAGGAGGAGGUCGCUCCUCCGCGCCUCCGCCUCCGCCUACUCGCCGAGGAGUUCGGCGCUCUUCCGGACGCCGACCGCGCGCGCCGCCUGCUCGCGUACGCGGCCGCGCUCCCGCGGCUGCCCCAGGCGGACCGCGUCGCGGCCAACCGCGUCAUGGGGUGCGUCGCGCAGGUCUGGCUCCUGGGCAGCUGCGACCGCUCGGGACGCAUGCGGUUCGCGGCCGACUCCGACUCCGAGCUCUCGCGCGGGUACUGUUCCUGCCUCGUCUCCGCGCUCGACGGCGCGGGCCCCGAGGAGGUGCUCGACGUGGACCCCGCCGAUCUCGCGCCGCUCGGUGUGGCCGCGGGGGCGCGGUCCCGGGUCAAUACGUGGCACAACGUGCUCGUCGGCAUGCAGAAGCGGGCGCGGGCAGCCAUUGCGGCGCGCGAGGGCAGGCGUCCUGGGGAGCCGUUCCCGUCGCUCGUGAUCGGCCGGGACGGCGCCGUCCGCGCGCAAGGAAGCUACGCCGAGGCCAAGGCGAAGUUUUUAUCUCCUGACCAGUCCAAGAUUUCCGAGCUUGUGAAUGCCCUCAGAGAGAAACAAAUUGGAAUUGUGGCCCAUUUCUACAUGGAUCCUGAGGUGCAAGGCAUACUAACUGCUGCAAAGAGGCAAUGGCCCCACAUUCACAUAUCCGACUCAUUGGUAAUGGCAGAUAGUGCUGUUCAGAUGGCUGAAUCAGGAUGCAAAUAUAUCGCUGUGCUAGGUGUUGACUUCAUGUCAGAAAAUGUCCGUGCAAUACUUGAUCAAGCAGGAUUUACUCAGGUUGGUGUUUAUAGAAUGUCCAGCGAGCAAAUUGGUUGUUCCUUGGCAGAUGCUGCUUCAAGUUCUGCUUAUACACAUUUUCUUAAGACGGCAUCAAGAUCUCCUCCUUCUUUACAUGUCAUUUAUAUCAAUACCUCACUGGAAACAAAAGCUCAUACUCAUGAACUUGUUCCUACGAUAACCUGUACCUCUUCCAAUGUUGUUGCAACUAUACUACAGGCAUUUGCCGAAAUACCAGAUCUUAAUGUCUGGUAUGGUCCUGAUUCCUAUAUGGGUGCGAACAUAGCAGACCUAUUUAAGAGAAUGACUAUCAUGUCAGAUGAAGAGAUUACAGAGAUACAUCCAGAUCACAACAGGAAAACUAUAAGUUCAUUAUUACAACGUCUUCAUUACUAUCAGAAUGGUAACUGUAUUGUGCAUGAUAUGUUUGGCCAUGAAGUUGUGGAGAAAAUAAAGGAGGAAUACUGUGAUGCAUUUCUAACUGCACACUUUGAAGUCCCAGGAGAAAUGUUCUCUUUGUCAAUGGAAGCAAAGACGAGGGGAAUGGGAGUAGUUGGAUCCACUCAGAAUAUCUUAGAUUUCAUUAAAUACCAUUUGAAGCAAGCUCUGGAUCGGAAUGUUGAUGAUCAUCUUCAGUUUGUAUUGGGAACAGAAUCAGGAAUGAUCACUUCGAUUGUUGCUGCUGUCCGGCAAUUAUUUGACUCCUAUGAAUCUUCCAAAGAAGGUGCUAGCAUUGAAGUAGAAAUUGUGUUCCCUGUUUCGUCAGACGCAAUUUCUAAGACAUCUAUUGAUGAUUCCCAUCAUUUCGGCUCUUCAGUAGCGAAUGAUUUAGAACAGAUUAAUAUUGUGCCUGGUGUGUUUUCUGGUGAAGGGUGCUCUAUCCAUGGUGGCUGUGCAUCAUGCCCUUACAUGAAGAUGAAUUCUCUUGAGUCGCUACUUAAAAUCUGCCAGCAGCUUCCUGGUGAAGACAACAGUUUAUCUGUUUAUCAGGCUAGUCGAUUGAAUGCUAAGACUUCCCUUGGGAAAUUGGUUGCGGAGGUUGGGUGUGAGCCAAUUUUGCAUAUGAGGCAUUUCCAGGCGACAAAGAGAUUACCAGACAAGCUCGUUCACCAGGUUAUCCAUGGUAACGGAGGGGAACCUUUAUGAUGGCCGUUCCUCAGAAUCUUCCCUGUCAACUUUAUUCAGGUGUUUAUGGAUGAUACAUCACUAUAUUGCCCCACUUGAGUACUACUCCGUACCUGAUAUUAGCAUUGCAGGGUGCAGUAUCCGGCUUUGCACCAAGUGUUGUUAUCCCGUUACUGAUAAUUACCGGUGGAGUGACAUUCACAGAGUCUGCAAUGGGUAGGUAUAUUGGCUGACCAAUUGUUAUUCGUCUCAGCCAAAAUGUUUCUCGUGUAUGUUUGAUGUCAGAUAUAUAAAUGGGCGGCAUACGAGUAUACAAUAGCAUUGCUCAACAAUUUUUGUGCUCUGUAACGGGGAGGACCUAAAUCACCUGUGUUGCUGUGAUGUAUUUGAAGCUUUUAUCCUCGUGUUGUAAAAUGUCCUAACGAAA
Triticum aestivum (bread wheat) is the source of this 2610-nucleotide messenger RNA. Its product is annotated as quinolinate synthase, chloroplastic. Gene Ontology annotation, molecular function: quinolinate synthetase A activity; 4 iron, 4 sulfur cluster binding. The transcript is spliced from 7 exons. Gene Ontology annotation, biological process: 'de novo' NAD+ biosynthetic process from L-aspartate. Bases 48 to 2204 code for a protein of 718 amino acids. NCBI's taxonomy places the organism in Eukaryota, Viridiplantae, Streptophyta, Magnoliopsida, Poales, Poaceae. Gene Ontology annotation, cellular component: chloroplast. The record is from RefSeq and is a predicted model, not a curated record.